Messenger RNA from Geodia barretti, 702 nucleotides. The record is from the annotation of a GenBank genome assembly. NCBI's taxonomy places the organism in Eukaryota, Metazoa, Porifera, Demospongiae, Tetractinellida, Geodiidae.
AUGGGCGUGGGCUACGUCCAGGCCACCCAGCGCCGGGGCUGGAGGCACAGCGCGUCGCGCGCUUACCUCUGGCCGGCCAAGCGCCGCGACAACCUCCGCAUCGUGACCCACGCGCAGGCGCUGGGACUCCGGUUCGAGGGCACGCGCGUCGUCGGCGUGGACUACCUCCGGCGCGGCAAGCGCAGGCAGGCAACCGCCGCCAAGGCCGUCGUCCUCUGCGCCGGGACCUUCGGCUCGCCGCAGCUCCUGAUGCUGUCUGGCGUCGGCCCCGCAGCCCACCUCCGCGAGCACGGCAUCGAGGUCCGCCAUGACCUCCCCGGCGUGGGCGAGAACAUGCAGGAUCAUGCCGGGAUCAGCCAGACCAUGUGGGUCAACCGCAAGACCUACAAUGUGCAGACCGGGCUACUGAGCGCGCUCUUCUACGGUGCUCAGUGGCUGCUGGCCGGCACCGGCCCGGCCUCCACGCCGAUCGCCCAGGUCUGCGGCUUCCGGCGCUGCGACCCGAGCAAGUCUCGCUCCCACGUGCAGUACCUGUUCUCGCCGGCGGGCUACGACCUCACCGCAGAUGGGCCCGAGGUCUUCGACAGGCCUGCGAUCACCGGGAUCACCAACCUGCACCGGCCCUACUCGGCCGGCACGGUGCGCCUUGCCUCGGCCGACCCCCGCCCAGCCCGCGAUCCAGCCGAACCUGUUUGCCGAUGA